This is a messenger RNA of Cariama cristata (Red-legged seriema), 1785 nucleotides long. RefSeq names its product cell cycle associated protein 1 (gene CAPRIN1). Gene Ontology annotation, cellular component: cytoplasm. The record is from RefSeq and is a predicted model, not a curated record. The annotation marks the transcript as partial. Lineage: Eukaryota; Metazoa; Chordata; Aves; Cariamiformes; Cariamidae. Gene Ontology annotation, molecular function: RNA binding. The transcript has 15 exons.
AGCAAACUUGAUGAUUACCAGGAACGAAUGAACAAGGGAGAACGUCUGAAUCAAGAUCAGCUGGAUGCGGUGUCAAAAUACCAGGAAGUGACAAAUAAUCUGGAAUUUGCUAAAGAACUGCAGCGGAGUUUUAUGGCUUUGAGCCAAGACAUCCAGAAAACAAUAAAAAAGACAGCUCGCAGGGAGCAGCUGAUGCGAGAAGAAGCUGAGCAGAAGCGUUUAAAGACUGUGCUAGAGCUACAGUUUAUUUUGGACAAGUUGGGGGAUGAUGAAGUGCGCAAUGACUUGAAACAAGGAUCAAAUGGAGUACCAGUGCUGACAGAGGAGGAACUGACAAUGCUGGAUGAGUUUUACAAGCUAGUUUACCCCGAACGAGACAUGAGCAUGAGGUUGAAUGAGCAGUAUGAACAAGCGUCUGUUCACCUCUGGGACUUACUGGAAGGGAAGGAAAAACCAGUUUGUGGAACAACCUAUAAAGCACUGAAGGAAAUUGUUGAACGCAUUCUUCAAACUAGCUACUUUGAUAGCACCCACAACCAUCAGAAUGGGUUAUGUGAGGAAGAAGAGGCAGCACCUGCACCUGCAGUAGAAGACACUGUAGCAGAAGCUGAACCAGAUCCAGCGGAAGAAUUUACUGAACCAACUGAAGUUGAAUCAACUGAGUAUGUAAACAGACAAUUCAUGGCAGAGGCUCAGUUCAGCAGUAGUGAGAAGGAACAGGUAGAUGAGUGGACAGUUGAAACGGUUGAGGUUGUAAAUUCACUGCAGCAACAGACACAAGCUACAUCUCCUCCAGUUCCUGAACCUCACACGCUCACUACUGUGGCUCAAGCAGAUCCUCUUGUUAGAAGACAGCGAGUACAGGACCUUAUGGCGCAGAUGCAGGGCCCAUAUAACUUCAUGCAGGACUCUAUGCUGGAGUUUGAGAACCAAACACUUGAUCCUGCCAUUGUAUCUGCACAGCCCAUGAAUCCAGCACAGAAUUUGGACAUGCCACAAAUGGUUUGCCCUCCAGUUCAUGCUGAGUCAAGACUUGCCCAGCCUAAUCAAGUUCCUGUGCAACAGGAAGCUACGCAGGUUCCCUUGGUUUCUUCUACAAGUGAGGGAUAUACAGCCUCCCAACCCAUGUAUCAGCCUUCUCACACAACAGAGCAACGGCCACAGAAAGAAUCAAUUGACCAGAUUCAGGCUUCAAUGUCGCUGAAUGCAGACCAGACCCCAUCGUCAUCAUCACUUCCUGCUGCAUCCCAGCCACAAGUGUUCCAGGCUGGAUCUAGCAAGCCUUUGCAUAGCAGCGGAAUCAAUGUUAAUGCAGCUCCAUUCCAAUCCAUGCAAACAGUAUUCAACAUGAAUGCACCUGUUCCUCCUGUUAAUGAGCCAGAAACACUUAAGCAGCAAAACCAGUACCAGGCCAGUUACAACCAGAGUUUCUCCAAUCAGCCUCACCAAGUAGAACAAUCAGAUCUUCAGCAAGAACAACUCCAGACAGUGGUUGGUACUUACCAUGGCUCCCCGGACCAGACUCAUCAAGUGGCGGGUAACCACCAGCAACCUCCCCAACAAAAUACUGGAUUUCCACGUAAUAGUCAGCCUUAUUACAACAGUCGAGGAGUGUCUCGUGGUGGAUCACGUGGGGCUCGUGGCUUAAUGAAUGGUUACAGGGGACCGGCAAAUGGAUUUAGAGGAGGAUACGAUGGCUACCGUCCUUCCUUUUCCAACACUCCAAACAGCGGUUACACGCAGCCCCAAUUUAAUGCUCCUCGGGAUUAUUCAAACUACCAGCGG